AUGAGCAAAACGGGAUCUAUAGUGUCAAAUCGGGAUAUAGAUUAUGGAGGAAAUCCCAAGCAAACCGGUGGAAUAAAAGGGUGGACGGAUCCAAGUUUGGCAGGCAGCAGUAGAGAGGAUAGAACAGAUGCCGGUAGAUUUGCUGUGAUGGUGGAUGAAAUUUGGAAGAAUAGGAAUAAUAUUGUUUGGAAUGAUACACGAGAAGAGGCUACAAAAAUCGGUUUCCUGGCCUAUUUCAAUUGGCAUGAUUGGUUCUUAGCUAGAGAUGGUGACAGGGUCCAGGGGCCUCCACCACCUAGUGCUUGGUCGGCGCCAAAUGAAGGGAAGUUAAAGUAUAAUGUGGACGCAGGUUAUAAUAAUAGCUUGGGCUCAACUAAAAGAGGGUGGUGUGUAAGAAACAAUGUUGGAAACUUUAUUGUUGCAGGAGUAGCUUGGGAUUACGGUAUCUUACCCACUAUUGUAGCGGAAGCCAUGGCUUUGAAAAAAGCUAUUUGA
Vicia villosa (hairy vetch) is the source of this 495-nucleotide messenger RNA. RefSeq lists its product as uncharacterized. The transcript is spliced from 3 exons. Lineage: Eukaryota; Viridiplantae; Streptophyta; Magnoliopsida; Fabales; Fabaceae. The record is from RefSeq and is a predicted model, not a curated record. Bases 1 to 495 code for a protein of 164 amino acids.